This is a messenger RNA of Aethina tumida (small hive beetle), 2245 nucleotides long. RefSeq lists its product as uncharacterized. The transcript has 7 exons. The record is from RefSeq and is a predicted model, not a curated record. NCBI's taxonomy places the organism in Eukaryota, Metazoa, Arthropoda, Insecta, Coleoptera, Nitidulidae. Bases 222 to 1964 code for a protein of 580 amino acids.
UUGCCAAAACAGCUGUUUAUUGAUUUUCCGUGUGCAAAAUGUUUCUGAUUUAAAAUGUUUGAGAUAACUAAUAUUCUGGAUGGUGAUGGUGAGGCAUCAAAAACUAGUUUUUCAGUGUUCGUUGCGAUUUUGUACAUGAAGGUGUUGUACAUUUUGGUAAUGACACUAUAUGCAUUGCACAGACUGAAUGAUUUCUUCUUUUAUUUGUAAACGUUUCAGUUAUGUUCUAUUUAAAAGAGCCCGCUAGCUUGAAUCAACCAUGGGUUCUAUCGUCCUUAGGAGAUGCAGAUUCAGUAACAAUCUCUACAGAUGUUACAAAAGAUUUAAAAAACUACCACAUACUUGGCAUAAAUUUCCUUUAUCAAAACUACAAGUCGAAGUUGAAGGGAGCAAUCUUGAACGAAGAAGAUGGAAUGAACAUGAUAAUACAAGUGUCAGCCUUUUUAAAUGCUAUAUACAGAAGUAAUGAGAAACAAUUUUUAAUAUUGGUUGUAUGUCCAGACCAUCAAAUAAAAUUUUGGAACUAUCAUUUGUCUGUUCAUGGGAAACUCACUGUAAAAAUUGUUCAGGCUGACUCUUGUCUUGAUGGAUUUGACAAUGAAACUGGCCUAGCUCUUGUACUUGGGACAUCAAACUUAAAAAUGGCUGAACAGCUAGCAGAAUAUGAUUAUUAUUCAAUUAUAAUUGAUGAUCAUGAUUUGGUAGCAACUAAAAUGGUUCUGAAAAAGUUGAACAGUGUUUUUAAUAUUGGUCUUACAAGAAGAAAUUUUUAUAUGAAUCCCGAUCAAAAGUUACAGUGGACAAUGUUAAAUUGGAGUAAUCCAGGAUGUGUGGGAAAGUUAAAGGAUUUCUCUGAAAUUGAUAAUGAUAAUUUAGAAUAUUUCAGAGAUAAUUACAGACAUUGGUGGUUUAGACUUACUUGGCAUUUUUGUGAGUCAUUUGUAGAAAUCACUGAUAAGGAAUUAAAGGAUUAUCAACAAAAAGUAAAUCAUUGGGGCAAAUUUAAAAAUGAUGUUUCAAAAAAUAUUUUAAACACACCUACAAUCACUGAAGUGACCAAAGAAUCUAAGAAAAGUGAAUCAAAAUCAGUCAAAACUCGGGGUAUAAUGUAUAAAAAUCCUCCUCAAUCUAAAAUUACUGUUAACCAAAAUACAAUUAAGAAUGAAAGUGUGUCACAAGUUGCAGAGGAAAAAUGUUCCCCAAAACAGUGUGCUUCAAAUACAUCAUCUGCAAGGAAAGAAUGUACUGAAAAAUCACGCAUCCAUUUAAAAAGUCUAAGUUCAAAGAAAGCGGAAUUCAUAGAUUGUAGUAUUAAAACAAUAACGGUUUCACCUAAAAAAGGUAAAAGAAAAAUAUCACAUGAGUUGUUGGAUACAAAUUUCGACAAUGAACGCACCCCAGAAGUGGUACCUUUAGAAGAAUUAUUCCAUCAUAGUUUACUUAAUGAUAGCGGCUCGAAAAGGACUAAAAUUCAUACGGAAGAUUCGAAAUUAUCAGACUACGUUAAGCUGCCAAGCAUGGAUGAAGUUCCGAUUGUUAAUUCUAUAAUUGAAAACUUAGAAAAAUCGCCGGGUCCAGCGAAAAAACAACCGUUUAAGUUUAAUACUAGUAAAAUUAACGAACCUAAUUGUUCUAAAGCUUUUAACUACGAAGAACGGGACAAGGAUGACUAUGAGGAUAUUUUGAAGUCGAUAUCAUGUGAAGAUUCAGAGAAAUAUUUUGCUGGGCAUGAAACCAAUAUAAGCAAUGUUCAAGAAGAAGAAUUCUUUAAAUCGCUAGUUGAUACCAAUAAAAUUGACGACAGCGACGAAGACACCGUAAUUAUUGAAUCUGAAACUUCUAAAAUUGUAGAACCAAUAGAAGAUGAAGCUGAAAAAUCUAAUUCAAAUGCGUCAUUAAUGGAUGAUGACAUUGAAAAAUUGUUAAGAGAAACUGACAAAAUGUUAGUGGAUCACAAAUUGUGAUUUAUUUUACUACACUUUUAGGACUGAUAAUUUAUAUUUUUUUAAUAUUAAUUGCUUUUUUUUUAACUUUUUAUAUUACUUUAUCAGCAAAAUUUAGGAGUUUAAGACUUGCUUCCAGUUCUACAUUGAACGCAUUUGGCUCAUCUUAUUCUUGCUGUGAAUUUUUAUUCAACAUUUAUUAUUAUUAUUAUUGGGGACUCUAAUUGGGAUGUGUAGUUUGUAGAUUGUACAACAUUUUAUAUUUUUAUGUGUAAUUGAAAAUAUAUAUGUUAAAGUUACAA